AUGGGUGCACUGUUUGCUGGUGCGCAGCACAGAAAGCAGUUUGAAGAACGACUGAAGGCGAUCUUGAAGAAGGUAAAAGAAUCAAAAAACCCAAUUAUUCUGUUUAUUGAUAAGAUCCACACUGUCUUGGGUGCCGGUGCAAACAAAGAGGGUGCAAUGGAUGCGGAAAACAUUUUGAAGCCAAUAUUGUCGAGAGGGGAGGUGCAUUGCAUUGGAGCGAUAAUACUUAUCGAAUACAAAAAAUGUGUUGAGAAAGACGCUGCGUGUGCAAAACUCUUCACACAGAAGAACUCGCAGCCAGAGGAAAUCGCAACUUGGAAAGAAAAGACACAACUGACAGUCGAGAAGAUCGCGUUUGAAAGAGCUAAAUCGGACAAAAAAGACCUUGAGUUUGUCGCAGAUUUGAAGUAA
This is a messenger RNA of Entamoeba invadens IP1, 411 nucleotides long. Its product is annotated as chaperone Clpb, putative. The transcript is spliced from 2 exons. The record is from RefSeq and is a predicted model, not a curated record. Gene Ontology annotation, biological process: cellular response to heat. Gene Ontology annotation, cellular component: cytoplasm. Gene Ontology annotation, molecular function: ATP binding; ATP hydrolysis activity. NCBI's taxonomy places the organism in Eukaryota, Evosea, Mastigamoebida, Endamoebidae. The coding region runs from base 1 to 411 and encodes 136 amino acids.